UGUCGAUUCCACUUUACAUAGCCUGCAAUAACCGGUCAGGCUGUCUCAGCGGAUCACCAUUGCUACCUCUUCUAAGCAGUAACUAUUCCUUCUCAGAUCAUGGCCUUCUUGGCUUUUCUAGUGCUCUUCUUGGCCAUGACUGGCCAUUCAAGUGCUACCUGGUGUGUUUGCAAGGAUGGGUUGGGUGACGCAGCCCUACAGAAGUCAUUGGACUAUGCCUGUGGAGCUGGUGCUGACUGUAACCCUAUCCAUGUAAAUGGAGCCUGUUACCAACCUAACUCUGUUAGGUCUCAUUGCAGCUAUGCUGUUAACAGCUACUUCCAAAAAAAGGGUCAAGCUCAAGGCUCCUGUGAUUUUGCUGGCACCGCCUCCAUUUCUACUUCUGACCCUAGCAGUACUGGUUGCGCUUACCCUUCCAGCGCGAGUGCUGCAAGCACCAGUACAACCCCGACGACAACAACUCCAUCAUCCACCACCACACCCACAACUACAACCGCCACGCCCACAACCACCAGUCCAUACACUACAACGCCUUCCACUGGAGUGCUGGGAGGGAUUGGCACUGGUGUAGGGCCGUCAGGAGCUGGCAUUAAUACAGAUGAAAGUCAUGGUGGGCUUAGACCCUUAGACACUACUUUCUUCUCUUUCUCUAUGACCCUCUUUUUCACAGGCUUCAUGGUUUGGUGGGGUUGAAGAGAGAGGAACCGUGAUGGUUGUGGGGCAGGGUGGUCAGAGAUGAUGCUGGAUUUCAGUGUCCAGAGGUGGGUAUGCAUGUGAUUCUACUGUUGUUAUGUAGCUGUUCAUCUAAAGACAAUCUUGCUAGGUUCUGUUUUUUUCUCCUUCCUGGGGGCAAAAGGUGGGCUUUUGAUUCCUUUGGUGGUAUUAUCGUGUUGCUAGUGGGACAAUGGGACUCUCUGUCUGUACAUCUAGAGGGUUGGUGAUUUAUUAAUUUGAUGAGAAUUGGGCAACCCAUGUUCCUAUUUAGUACUGGAUAACUCUGUAAAAUAUCACUAUGGAGUGUUCAUUUCAGUUUUA
Messenger RNA from Carya illinoinensis, 1035 nucleotides. RefSeq names its product PLASMODESMATA CALLOSE-BINDING PROTEIN 3. Lineage: Eukaryota; Viridiplantae; Streptophyta; Magnoliopsida; Fagales; Juglandaceae. The record is from RefSeq and is a predicted model, not a curated record. Bases 100 to 693 code for a protein of 197 amino acids. The transcript is spliced from 5 exons.